This is a messenger RNA of Pyrus x bretschneideri (Chinese white pear), 1415 nucleotides long. RefSeq names its product ethylene-responsive transcription factor TINY. The coding region runs from base 235 to 972 and encodes 245 amino acids. Gene Ontology annotation, molecular function: DNA-binding transcription factor activity; DNA binding. The transcript has a single exon. Gene Ontology annotation, biological process: regulation of DNA-templated transcription. The record is from RefSeq and is a predicted model, not a curated record. NCBI's taxonomy places the organism in Eukaryota, Viridiplantae, Streptophyta, Magnoliopsida, Rosales, Rosaceae.
CACUCACUCUCUCUCUCCCUCCCACUCUCAUUCUCUAUAAAUGUUGUAUGACUCAUCGGGAAAGAUAUCAAAUACAAAAAAGGAAAAAGAUUGAAACUUCUCCUCCAUAACUAGCAUGCUCCCAUUUCCUUCCCUCUGCUAAAGAAAACCAGUGCUACACUCUUUCACAACAAAAUACGCCAAGUCCUUUUCUUUGAGACAUUUCCACAAGCACUUACAAGGCACCCAUUAGAAAUGAGCGCUGAUCAACCCCAGAGUUCAGAAACUGAAAGCAGCUCCAACUCGUCCACUUCCGCAUCGCCUCCUUCCUCGCCUUCCUCACUCCAAACCCAAAACCCACAAAAACCCAGCUCGCCAAUUCACCAAGGAAUCGACACUCCCUGCAAAAAAAAUGCCAAACGAGUCAGAGACUCCAGCAAACACCCGGUUUAUCGGGGGGUCCGAAUGAGGAACUGGGGCAAAUGGGUAUCCGAAAUCCGCGAGCCUCGGAAGAAAUCGCGCAUUUGGCUCGGCACUUUUCCGACUCCUGAAAUGGCCGCCAGGGCCCACGACGUCGCCGCUUUGAGCAUCAAGGGCAACUCAGCGAUUCUCAACUUCCCGGAGCUCUCCGACUUGCUGCCUCGCCCGGUUUCAAACGCCCCCCGCGACGUCCAGGCAGCCGCCAGCAAAGCCGCGGAAAUGCACCAAUUCGACUCCAUCCCGUCAAUGUCGCCGUCCCCCUCGUCGCUGUCCUCGCUCGUCUCGGCCAUAGACAACUUGUCGUCCGAGUCGGACGAGCUGAGCGAGAUCGUCGAGUUGCCGAGUCUGAGUUGCGAGUCGACCGAGUUGAGAAGCGAGUUCGUGUUUGUGGACUCGGAGGACCAAUGGGUUUAUCCGCCGGCGUGGCUGCCGCGCGUUGGGGAGUUCGAAUGCAGUGAGUUGGGGGCGGCGAGUUCAGUUGGGUUUGAGUGUUUGUUAUGGGAUUAUAAUUAAGUAGCACAACUUGCCGCACUCGCACUCGCACUUGCACUCGCACUCGUACGUAAUUGACUCUUCAUUUUAUUAUUUAUUUAAAUAUAUUUUAAAAAAUAAUGAACUUACUAAUCACUCGCACUACCACUUCACUCCUUUGUGUAUAUAGUUUAGCCGUUUCUGCUAAUUAGCUGUUAAUUAAUUAAGAGUUUGUAAGUGUGAGCUUUCUUUGUUUAUUUUUGGAGUUUUCAGUGUUUUCGCUCUUUGGAUUUUUACUGUGAAGGGCUUAAAUUCUGAUCAUCUCUCUCUCUCGUUUCCUUUUUACUUUGUACUCUGCUUUUGUGUAAUUGUACAGUGUACUAGUCUACUGUUUUUAGGAUGGAAAGCAAAUGCCACGAGACGUUUUCUUUCCUCUUUGGUUGGCAACUUUGGUGCAAAUAGAAUAAAGCCUUUGUCUUUCGGUU